Eutrema salsugineum is the source of this 2778-nucleotide messenger RNA. Its product is annotated as (E,E)-geranyllinalool synthase. Bases 2 to 2617 code for a protein of 871 amino acids. NCBI's taxonomy places the organism in Eukaryota, Viridiplantae, Streptophyta, Magnoliopsida, Brassicales, Brassicaceae. The transcript is spliced from 12 exons. Gene Ontology annotation, molecular function: terpene synthase activity; magnesium ion binding. The record is from RefSeq and is a predicted model, not a curated record. Gene Ontology annotation, biological process: diterpenoid biosynthetic process.
AAUGAAGUCCCCUUACAGUUCUUCUUCUUCUGAUGAUCUCCAUGAUUUGGUGAAUGAGAUCAAGAGAGAGGUUCAACUGUCAAACAUUAAUCUUGAUCCUUACUCAUUUGUCUCUCCUUCUGCUUACGACGCUGCUUGGUUAUCCAUGAUUGAAGAAGACAACGACGUAGGCGAUGGUGAGCUUAGACCGAUGUUUGGAGAGUGUCUAGAUUGGAUUAUGUGCAAUCAAAAUGCCGGAGAAGGUUUUUGGGGAAACUCCGGCGGUUAUACUCCGGUGGCUGACGCCGGAGACAAAGACGAAGAAGACUUGUACACUUUGGCUUCUACUCUUGCUUGUGUUGUUGCACUUCACAAAUGGAACAUUGGGUGUCUUCAUCUCCACGCAGGGAAGAGAUAUAUCGAAAGAAGAACGGAGAUGAUAAUCAGGAAAUACAGCAACGAAGAUGGAUCCUAUCCUCGUUGGUUCGUUAUCAAAUUCACAGGAAUCAUCGAGCUUGCUCAACAACUUGGCCUACACUUUGUUUUCUCCAGUCGCUGUAUUGAAAUGAUCAAAGAUGUGUUUUAUGAACGCCAAGAUAUUCUCAAAAGAGAAAACUUGGUGGAUGAUUGCAACCAUAGCCCUCUACUGGCAUAUCUAGAGAUAUUGCCAUCGACAUUAUAUGUCGAAAACCUUGAAGACAUCAUAAUUAAGAGCCUCGGCAAUAUCGAUGGCUCUUUAUUUCAGUCGCCUUCGGCAACUGCAUCAGCAUUUAUGCUCACCCGCAACCCAAAGUGUCUUGCUUAUCUUCAAAAUGUCGUUCAAAGAUGCCCAAAUGGAGUGCCACAAAAGUACCCUCUCAAUGAAGAACUCAUAAAACUCUCCAUGGUUAAUGUAAUCGAGAAUAUCGGUUUAGGAGAAUUCUUUGGUAGAGAGAUUGAACAUGUUGUUCAACAAGUUUACAGGAGUUACGGGGAAGAAUAUGUCGAGAGAAUGCCCAUCAGUUGCCUAGCAGAUAAAUUGCACAAAGACUCUCUUGCAUUUAGGAUGUUAAGAAUGCGAGGUCACACCGUUUCGCCGAGAAGCUUUUGCUGGUUCUUGAAUGAUCAAGAAACUCGAAAUCAUUUCGAAAGAAAUAUAGACUCUUUCUUCUUCGUCAUCCUUAGUGUUUACAGAGCCACAGAUCUCAUGUUUCCAGGAGAGCAUGAGCUUGAAGAAGCAAGAGAAUAUACUCGGCAUUUACUCGAGCAAAGUCGAUUUAUUAAUAAAAAAAUGGUUAAGCAUGAAUUAAGUACUCCAUGGAUAGCUCGACUUAAACACCUUGAUCAUAGGAUGUGGAUUGAGGACAAGAACUCAACUUUUCUCUCAAUCGGAAAAGCCUCCUUUCUAAGACUACACAGCCCAUAUAGCGACAAAUUGACUCAUCUUGCUGCAAGAAACUUCGAGUUUCGACAAGCCAUAUAUAGACGUGAGCUGGAGGAAUUGACAACAUGGGUGAAGAAAUGGGGGCUUAAUGAUAUUGGUUUUGGUAGAGAGAAGACAACAUAUUGUUACUUUGCAACUGUGACUUCAUUGCCCUUUGAAUCAGCCAUUAAAGUUGGAAAGCUUACAGCGAAGAUUGGCAUCCUCAUCACAGUUGCCGACGAUUUCUUUGAUGAAGAAGGUUCUUUGGAUGAGUUAAAAGCUCUUAAUAAAGCCGUUACAAGGUGGGAAGGAGAAGAACUCAAAGGUUACGGCGAUAUCAUAUUUAGAGCACUUGAUGAUAUUGUAAGAGAGACUAAAGAGACUUGCCUUAAGCAACACGGAACCGACAUAACAGAGCAGCUUCGCAACAUCUGGGGUGAAACUUUUGAGUCAUGGCUACGUGAAGCCGAAUGGAGUAAGAAGGGACAUAUGCCUUCAAUGGAAGAAUAUCUUCGAAAUGGGAUGAUUUCAAUCGCAGCACACACUAUUGCUCUUUCCAUCUCAUGUCUAUUUGAACCUCUUUUCCCUCUACAUAAACUCAACCGUCGAAAAUAUGAUACGUUAACCACAUUGCUCAUGACAAUACCUCGACUCCUAAAUGAUCUACAAAGUUAUCAGAGGGAACAAGAACAGGGAAAGAUCAACUCCGUCCUACUCCACAUGAGGAAUACUUCAGGUCUCCAGAUUGAGGACUCGAUCGCUCAUAUUGAAAAGAUAAUCGAUUCAAAUAGGAAAGAGUUUCUGAAACAUGUACUAGUGGAUGGACUAAGUGAUUUACCCAAACCGUGCAGAGAAAUUCACAUGUCUUGUUGCCAAGUCUUCGAGAUGUUUUUCAACAAGAAGAACCGUUAUGAUUCAAAUACAGAGAUGCUUCAAGACAUUAAGAAGGCUCUCUACGAUCCCGUGAAUGUAAACAAACUCUCAGAGAUCGAGCCUAUGCCACUGAUGGGACAUGGCUAUGAGUUUCUGAUGCUUCCCCUACUUCUGAACCGUUCCCCAAAUAUUCUUGAAUUUAAGAGGAAAGAAGAAUACAAGGUGGUGAAAACAUCCAUGUGCUUGAGAAGAAGUUUUCAUGCUCAUAAACGCGUUAUUGCCUCGCAGCCUCUCAAGAUUUUUUCCUCGCAGAGGAACCUGGUAUCAAUGAUGCCAACCAAAUUCUCACCCUGCUUCUACUGAUUAAUACAUUGUCUUAAUAAAUUGCUAUGUUGUGUAUAGAUUGUUGAAUAAUGUUUACAUGUCUUGCAUGUAAAAAUAGUGUUUUCUUUUUGUGUGAAUUGGUAAAAAUUGUAGGUGUGUGAGUGUGAAAGAUUUAGAAAAUAUAUUCUUUUCAAAUUGAA